Messenger RNA from Lucilia cuprina (Australian sheep blowfly), 1594 nucleotides. RefSeq names its product odorant receptor Or2-like. Gene Ontology annotation, biological process: detection of chemical stimulus involved in sensory perception of smell; sensory perception of smell. Lineage: Eukaryota; Metazoa; Arthropoda; Insecta; Diptera; Calliphoridae. Bases 1 to 1119 code for a protein of 372 amino acids. The record is from RefSeq and is a predicted model, not a curated record. Gene Ontology annotation, cellular component: plasma membrane. Gene Ontology annotation, molecular function: olfactory receptor activity; odorant binding. The transcript is spliced from 7 exons.
AUGUAUUACAAUUUACCGUUGUUUUAUUGUAAUGUUAAAAUCUGGAGAUAUAUCGGAUUUAUUGAAUACGAAAAUGUAUAUCGCAUCAUACCAAUAAUGAUUAUUGUACUCUUGACAAUAAUCUGUGAAUUCCUUCAUUGUUUCGUAGUUCGGCAAGAUUUGGGUUUUUUAAUUCUGAGUCUAUUUAUGGUGGCGAUUUUAUUAAAUUCAUUUAUACGAAUUGUGAUUGUAAUGAAAAAUCAUAAGAAAUUUAUUAAAUUUAUGAAAGUUAUUGAAAGUUGGUACAAAGAAGCUGAGUUAACUAAUGACAUUGCCGCUUGGUCUAUACUAAAAAAACUGCCAAAACAAACAGAAGUUAUUUCUAAAUUCGGUUUAAUUUUUGGUUCUUUUGGAGGCGUGGUCACUGCAAUAACUCCCCUUUUACUUAGUCACCGUUCCCAUCCUUAUAGUGUUUAUAUAAUCGGUUUGGAUGCAUUAAAGAGUCCUUUAUAUGAAAUUAUAUAUUUUGUUCAAAUGUUCGUUUUAAUGCCGUUUAUAAUUUGUACUUAUAUUCCAUUUACGAAUCUGUUCAUAACUUGGCUUAUAUUUGGCAUACAUAUUUUACAAGUUUUGCGCAAAAAAUUUGAACAGCUGCCGGGUGGCAACGAUCCAGAUCAAUUGAGAAGUUUGAAAGCAUUAAUAAAAUAUCAUAAGAGGAUUAUAAGAUAUGGCGAAAGUUUGGAAGAUUUAGUUUCACACGUUUGUUUUGUCGAAUUGCUGCUAUUUACUACAAUGUUAUCCAUUUUACUGAUAUGCCUUCUAUUGGUUGAUGAUAUAAUGUUCCAAGUAGCGACCGUGGUUUAUAUCAUUUGCAUUCUAUAUGUCCUAUUUUUAUCAUACUGGCAUGCUAAUGAAUAUUCAUCGGAGAGUGUAAAAAUUGCCGAUGCUGUUUAUAGCAUUGAUUGGACUAAUUCAAGUAUCGAAGUGCGAAAAUGUGUUUUAAUAUUGUUAAUGCGCUGUCAAACGUCAUUAAAGAUCUCAGCUGGCGGUAUGUAUCCCAUGACAUUGGAGGCAUUUCAGGUACUUUUAAAUGCCGCAUACACCUAUUUCAAUAUGGCUCGUGGUUUUAUGGCAAAAUAAUGUAUAUUUUAAAGGUAUUCAGUUGACUGCAACAUUUUUAUGCCAUGGAGAUGAUCACGUAUACAAACAAUUUUAAUUUUAUUAAUUUUUUUCUCUCAUAUCAAAUCAUUAAUUAUAUUUUUGCCCCUUGGCAAUAUGUUCUAUGAAUUCCUAGACUUUUUAUAUUGUUAUAAAACUAUUGAGUCAUUAGACGUUCACAAAUUCAUACAAUAGCAAAUACAACCGUAAUAUAAAUUUAGAUACAAUAUAAUAUGUAUACAUUAUAGUAGAUUUUUUUAACUUACCCGCUCGUCACAUGAGUGCCACGGUUAAAAACACGCCCCCAUGCAGUAGAACCAAUGUGAAUUCUAUGGUAUAUUUGACGUAACAUGUUUUUAAUUUAGUGAAAUAUAUAUUUUUUUGCAGAAAUCUAAAAAAAUAAACAAAAAUAGGAAAACAUCUUAGAAACGUAAGCAAAAACACAGAUACAUAUAGU